Malaya genurostris is the source of this 1170-nucleotide messenger RNA. RefSeq lists its product as uncharacterized. The record is from RefSeq and is a predicted model, not a curated record. Gene Ontology annotation, molecular function: RNA polymerase II transcription regulatory region sequence-specific DNA binding; DNA-binding transcription factor activity, RNA polymerase II-specific. Gene Ontology annotation, biological process: regulation of transcription by RNA polymerase II. The transcript has 4 exons. Bases 1 to 1170 code for a protein of 389 amino acids. Gene Ontology annotation, cellular component: nucleus. Lineage: Eukaryota; Metazoa; Arthropoda; Insecta; Diptera; Culicidae.
AUGCUUUUCUUUCAAAUCACAGAACUGUGGACCGACUACUACAAUUUCGGCUCACUGACCGACGAUCUAUAUGGACGAUCAUCGGAUUCCCAGCGUCAGCUAAGUCAUGCCCGAUUUCUUGCUCGCAAAAAUGGGCAAAACUUUCCCUGCUUGAAAUGUGGUAAGUGGUACUCGACGCGAAGUAUCAUGCUGCGUCAUAUGAAUCACGAAUGCGGAGUUGAAAAAAAGAUACAGUGCAAAUUCUGCUACAAAAAAUUCCGCCGCAAAUGGAAUCUAGAGCAGCACAUUAAACGACUGCAUCUCAGCGAAAAACGAAAACAUCAACAACAACAACGCGAGCUGCUACAACAGCAACGUGAGCUGCGUGAACAGCAGCAGACUGUUUUGUACAGUUUAGGCGAAAAAAGCAAUUCCGGAGGAGCGUGUUUCUCAAAAUCUCCGAUAGAUAUCGUACCUGCAGCCACGAUUGAGCGGGUAACGGGAUCUAAAGUACCCGACCGGGUAGUAUACUUACCUUCCAACACUCAGCAGUCUCCAGUUCAACUCGAUCUGUUCAAUCAGUACCUUCAGCAGCAUCAGCAAAAUCUUGAUGUCAUAUUAUCGAAAACUUUUAAAUCAAAUCUAUAUCAAGUGCCUGCUACGAAGAAAUCGAGUAGUAGUACUGCACAGGCAGCUGUAACUGGUAGUAACAAAUCUUCAGUGAACUACAAAACUUCAAUGACUAAUGUGCCUUCGCGUGGAACCAUUUCAAGUGAUUUAAGACGUUCAAAUAGUGUCAGCAUCAGUAACUGUAGUACCAAUGCAAAGCUGCCAUUUCAUAGCAAUUACGGUAAUGAUUCCUAUGGCCGAAAUCCCCUCAGUUUGUUAGAAGAAGAGGUUUAUCAAUUAGGUUUUGGUAGCAGUUUUUUCAAUGCAACGGAGCCUCCCCCGGUUUCAAUUCUGUGGAGGCCACCAAAUCGAGGUCGUUUACCGCGUAGUAAUCUAGGAGAUCGUUUCUACUGUGACGUGUGCCCCAAUCGUUCUUACACAAUGAAGGAGAACUUAAUGCGCCAUAAACGAGUUGAAUGCCAAAAGGAACCACAAAUAGCUUGUCCACUUUGUGACAAGAAGUUUUAUUAUGCCUCGCAACUAUCUCUCCAUUCCAAGCAUCACCAGCAGUUUGGACUGUAA